Messenger RNA from Porites lobata, 1146 nucleotides. The record is from the annotation of a GenBank genome assembly. Lineage: Eukaryota; Metazoa; Cnidaria; Anthozoa; Scleractinia; Poritidae.
AUGCCCAACGAUCAAAAAGAGAGCGAAGGUUCGUCCGUGCGGGCUGAAGUUGGCCAAACUUCAGGUGAUAGUGGAGGCAACUCAGCAGCCGUUGAUCAAGUCUUUUCCAUGUUUAAGGAUUUUCUUGAGAAAAAAUUAGAAGAUAAAGGAAAGCAAAUCGAACAAAGGAGUAAGUUAGAUAAAGAAGUUGUACAGCUAAAGUUCAAAGGUAACCAGAAACAAUUUGAGCUUAAUGCCGAAUUAAAUGCCAUUUUUGAAAGCAUUGAAACUGAAAGUGAAAGCAUCGAGCCAAAUUUGUCGCAGAUCAAGAAACUUUCCCAAGAAGGCAGGCAACGUAUUCGAAAGCGACAGAAGCUGAUAAAAAUCGCUGAUAAAAGUAGGGACGGCUGGCAGGUUGUAGCCGAGUACGAGUCGGACGAGCUUGCAUCCGGCUCCGAAGAUGAAAAGCGUCUUAAGAAGGCAAGAGAAGCGGCGAGCCGCAAGAGACGUCAAAAGGAACAACUCUCCAGCGAUCGUGGAAAGAAACCAAGAAUUGCUAUGGGCGCUGAUAAUCAGCUUUUUCGUGGUAAGAAAAAGGAGCCUCCUCUUUACUUUGUAUAUUCAUAUGUGUUUUGGAUCUGCUUGCGCAUCCUACCAUAUUUCUCGUGUGAUUUGUUUGAAUUAAGGGAAUUUAAGGGUAAAAUGAUUUACGUUCGUUUGAGCGAAGCGAAUUAGAACGUAAAUGUAUUUUCCGCUGUUAUUCCAAGUAAUUAGUCGCAGUUGUUCUCGUUUCACACCUGCCGCACCCACUAUUGUGCAUUCUGUUUUGCAUUGAUGUCCUGAUUGGCCAGUUAUUAGUAUUUAUACUCUACGUUGUCUCUUGAGUACCAUUCACCCUCGCGGUUCCAUACAGUUUAUUCAUCUUUCUGGUUUACGCCCCCCCCCCCCGUUUAUUACAGGUUUCGUCAUUGCUGUUAUCUUUCAGGCCGUAGAGACGCUUCUGGCGACUUCUUUCGCUGUUUCAAAUGCGGCAAAUUUGGACACUGGGCCAAGGACUGUAGAUCCAUGUUCUGACCGGGAAGUUACCAGUCUCCUAGCUACAAUUCUUGCCCUGGAAUCUCCUACAACAAGCCAACCGCAGGCCAAUCAACUCAACCAAAGCAAUGA